Messenger RNA from Siniperca chuatsi (mandarin fish), 1599 nucleotides. It is a transcript of the gene rdh20, whose product is annotated as retinol dehydrogenase 20. The record is from RefSeq and is a predicted model, not a curated record. Gene Ontology annotation, molecular function: oxidoreductase activity, acting on the CH-OH group of donors, NAD or NADP as acceptor. The transcript has 5 exons. The coding region runs from base 143 to 1093 and encodes 316 amino acids. Gene Ontology annotation, cellular component: lipid droplet. NCBI's taxonomy places the organism in Eukaryota, Metazoa, Chordata, Actinopteri, Centrarchiformes, Sinipercidae.
UGCAUCCUUUCCACUCACACAAUCUAACACUUAGUCAGGCAGUAGGGAACACAGCUUUACAGGUAACAGGUAUUAAGUCAAAUCCACUGUAGGCUACUGAGACAUCUGUUCUAACUAUCAAGACCAUCAGCAGUAGAUCAACAUGAUUUUUCUAAUGGACCUCCAGAUGAUGCUGCUGGAUGUGAUUUACUUCAUCCUGCGCAAUUCUGUGCGGGUCAUCCUGCGCCCACGCACCAAGCCCAUUGACGGUGAGCUGGUACUGAUCACCGGAUCAGGUGGUGGCCUGGGUCGUCUCUUUGCUCAGGAAUUCACUAAGCAUGGGGCAGAAGUGGUGCUGUGGGACGUGAACAGCAGUUCCAAUGAGCAGACAGCCAAGCUGGUGCGUGAGAUGGGAGGUAAGGCGCACUCCUACACGGUGGAUGUGACCGACAGGGAGGAUGUGUAUCGCAAUGCAGACCUUGUGCGAAAGGACCUGGGCCGGGAUGUUACAAUACUGGUGAACAAUGCUGGAGUGGUGGCUGGGAAGCGCAUGUUAGACUGCCCUGAUGAACUGAUGGAGAGGACCAUGAAAGUCAACUGCCAUGCCCUCUUCUGGACAGUGAAGGCCUUCCUCCCUCAGAUGAAGGCCCAGAAUCAUGGACACAUCGUGACCAUCGCCAGCGUCCUCGGUCUCUUCAGCACUGCUUGUGUCGAGGAUUACUGUGCCAGUAAGUUUGCUGCAGUAGGUUUCCAUGAGUCUCUUGCCCACGAGCUGCUGGCUGAGGAGGUUGAAGGAGUGAAGACUACUCUUGUGUGCCCCUAUAUCGUGGACACAGGCAUGUUUGAAGGCUGCAAGAUACGGGAGGAAAUGGAACUGCUCCUACCCCCUCUGGAGCCCCAGUACUGUGUUGAGCAGGCCAUGAAUGCCAUCCUGAUAAACCAACCAUUAGUGUGCAUCCCUCGGCUCACCUACCUGCCUGUCCUCUCCAGAGCAUUGUUGCCGUGGGAAUCCAAUGUGGUUACAUAUCGUUUCAUGGGGUCCGACAAGUGCAUGUACCCCUUCAUUGACACCAUGAAGAAUCAAGCGUCUAAUGUCUCCGUUAAGGUUGCAUAAUCAUACCUAAGUACAGUUAAGACAGCUUUGGGAGUCAAAACCUAAAAAUUAAAAUCAAAUGUCAUUCAAAGGGUUUGUGAUAUAUCAGAUCAUACAAACAAAGAAAAAAAAAUCCUUCUGCUUGCGUGGACAGCAGUGGGUCGAACUGCCCAGCUACAGCCAGGAUUCAAUAACAUGUGAAUGAUAAGAAGCAAUGCAGAGGCCAAAUGGAAGGGGCUUUAGAUUUUGAGACUGAUCAUUCAGAACUAAAUGACGACUCAGCCAAGUGGUCAUUAGCUCCCCAAAAACAUUUCAGUAAUGUUCAGACGAAGUUUAAAGUCCCUUCAAACCGUUUUCACAAUAAACCUGUGAAAUGACAAACCACUUAAUGAUUUGUGAAUGAAUCCUGGACUGACCAAAGGGGGAAUGGGAGUGUCUUUAAUAUCUGUAACUUAACAAUGUACCAGAAUAUUGUGCUGUAUUAUGUUUACAUUAAAUAAAAUGACUGAAAACCACUACUCUAAAAA